Molecule: messenger RNA, 6758 nt
Organism: Menidia menidia (Atlantic silverside)
Lineage: Eukaryota; Metazoa; Chordata; Actinopteri; Atheriniformes; Atherinopsidae
Source: the annotation of a GenBank genome assembly
CUUCACAGACUACCAGUACUACCAGUACUACCAGUGGAGGAUCGAUCCCAGACAUGAGGCUCUGUCCCUGGGCGGGAGCGCUGCAUCUCCUGACUGUGCUGCUUCUUGUAAGGCUCCUAAGUGUUAAAGCAGUCCAGGAUCAACCCAAGGAGAGACACUACUACAUUGCUGCUGUGGAAAUAAACUGGAACUACUCUGGCAAUGAAACGGACAGAUUUAGUUCAACCUACAAGAAAGUGGUCUUUCGGGAGUAUGACAAAGACUUCAAACAGGCUAAGACUCAUCCAUCCUGGUUAGGUCUGCUUGGACCCACCUUGAGGGCUGAGGUGGGGGAGACGAUUGUCGUCACUUUCCGAAACAUGGCGAGGGGAACGUACAGCAUCCACCCACACGGGGUGGCCUACGGGAAACAAUCUGAGGGAGCUUACUACUUUGACAACACUUCCCAGAAAGAAAAAGAAGAUGAUCUAGUCUUCCCUGAGCAGGAACAUGUUUACUACUGGGAGGUGACACCAGAGGUUGCUCCCCAGGCAGAGGACCCCAACUGCCUCACCUAUACCUACAUCUCCCAUCAAAAUGUGGUAGAAGACUACAACUCAGGCCUCAUUGGUACUCUGCUCAUAUGCAAAGCUGGAAGUUUGGAUGAGUCGGGGAAGCAGAUUGGUGUCAGUGAGCAAGUGUUUCUCUUUGGGGUUUUUGAUGAGAAAGAGAGCAUGUACGCUCCAAAUAGUGAUGCUGCAGACAACCAUGUAAAAUAUACCAUCAACGGAUACACGAAGGGAUCGCUACCUGAUGUCAGCGUGUGUGCGUACGCCCCCGUGAGCCUACAUCUGUUGGGAAUGAGCUCAGAGCCUGAGGUAUUCUCAAUCCACAUGAAUGGGCAGGUGCUGACUCAGACGGGUCACAGGGUAUCGUCCGUGGGGUUGAUCAGUGGAACUUCUGCCACGGCCAGCCUGGUGGCACUCUACACAGGCCGAUGGCUGCUCUCCUCACACACCUUCAAGCACAUGGAAAGUGGUAUGCAUGGGUUUGUGGAUGUGAAGGAGUGCCAGGAAUUUCAGAAACCCCUGCGGACGAUGACAAUCGAAGAAAGAAGAAAAAGCUCUAAGUGGACAUACUACAUAGCUGCAGAGGAAGUUAUCUGGAACUAUUCACCAAACACACCAGAACACGUGGAUGAAGAUUUCCAUCACCAAUAUCUGAGACAGUCAUCAACACGUAUUGGACAAAGGUACAAAAAGGCGGUGUUCACACGGUAUAAAGAUGAGUCAUUCACCGAAAAGUUAGAGGACAAACAGAGAAAAAAUGAGCUGGGUAUACUGGGCCCAGUGAUCAGAGCUCAAGUCAGAGAUAUUAUCAAGAUAGUUUUUAAGAACAUGGCCUCCAGGCCCUACAGUAUCUACCCUCAUGGACUGAUGAUAGAAAAGUCACAGGAGGGAGUCAACUACCCAGAAGGAGGAAACCAGUCUCACAGCGUCCAGCCAGGCGAGACAUACACUUAUGAGUGGAAGGUGCUAACAGAGGAUGAGCCGUUACAUCACGAUUCCCAAUGCCUUACACGAAUGUACCACAGUGCAGUGGACAUACCACGGGAUAUAGCUUCAGGAUUGAUAGGGCCGAUCCUCAUCUGCAAGAAGGAGUCCCUCAAUACCAGAAAUGUGCAGCUGAGAGCAGACAAGGAGCAGCACGCCAUGUUUGCUGUGUUCGAUGAGAACAGGAGCUGGUACCUGGAGGAUAAUAUUCGCCAAUAUUGUGAUCGAUCCAAAGUCAGGAGAGACGACCCAGAGUUUUACAAGUCCAAUGUCAUGCACACAAUCAACGGUUACUCAUUUGAGAGCGGACCACUCUUGGGCUUCUGUAAUGGGGAAGUUCCAACUUGGCAUGUGUCCAGUGUUGGAGCACAGAACUACAUUCAGACCGUUACUUUCUAUGGCCAUCCAUUUGAGCUGAAUGAGAGAACAGAAGACUUCCUGGCCCUUUACCCCAUGAGUGGAGAAACUAUCACUAUGUACAUGGACAACAUUGGCAUUUGGCUUCUGGCUUCCCUAAAUACCCAUGAGACAACUAAAGGAAUGCGUGUUAAGUUUCGAGAUGUUGAAUGUUAUCGUGACUACCAGUAUGAGUAUGACACUGAGGUAGCAACCAAAGAAUUCACUGUGUGGAAACCUCCAACCUUAGAGGAGAUCAAAAAGGAAGAAGAGGCUGCCAAAAAAGUCCCAGAAACACCAAGGGAGAGUGAUGUUUACACAGAUAUGUUUGCAGAAGAGUUGGGUCUAAGGUCCCUAAAAAACCAAUCCGGUGCUUCAUAUGUAGAGAAGCUGGACUUGUCUUUUCUUGAUUACGAUGCUAUCGAUGUACCUGACGGUGAUACGAAUAUCCACCUUGAUUUCAUGGAAGCAAACAACAAAUCCAACUUAUAUUUGAAGCCGGAUGCAUUAAAUGAAACACAGAUUAUAAAGUGGAAAGAAGAGAAGACAUCAAAUCUUACAGAGGUUCAUGACCCCAGCAUCAGCAAUAAUGAAACAGAUGUAAACAAAAAUGGUACAUCAGAUGUUGUUUCUGAUGUGUAUCAAACAAUAAACUCAACACUAUUAAGUGGACAUAUUGUACUAGGGAAUGAAAGUUUAUUUUCAAAUCACAGUUCAGAUAAUGCAUCUAUUUCUGACACUGUGAACAAAACAGUAAUCAAUUCCACUGCAUCACUGCCUGGAAAUGUAUCUCCGCACACCAUAAAUUCUACGUCAGCAUCGCAGGAAAAUGACCUAAUCAUUGCACUGAAAGCCACCAAUCUAACUGCAGUGUUACAAGACUCUACAAACCAAACCCUGCAACUACUGGACACUACUAAGGAAGUGGAAAUUCAAGGAAGUGGAAAUUCAAGCUCCAUCUCAGACAACUUAACUCUACCUGGUGACAACCAAACGUCUGUGGACAUUGUCAUGGCUGAGGACUCAGAGGAGCGACUCUCAAGAGGAGAUGUGUUUUUUUAUGAUGUGCCUCAAUCCAAACCCAGUGCCGACACUUUAAACGACACUGUCACUGGAAACGUCUCUGAUGACAGCAUGUUACUAAAUAGAAGUGUGGACGAUGAUGGUAACACAACAAGACAUGUUAACAUGUCAAGAUUUGGAACAAAUCAUACACUAUCAACACCAGGGCUACAGGCUGAGGUGGUAAACACCAGCAGAACAGACAGACAUGUCACCAGCUUUAGAUUAGUGGAUAACAUCACAGACAUCAAUGGAAAUAACUCUUCUAAUGAGCAUGGACUUCAAAAGAAUUCUCCUGAAGUUGUGACUGUUUCAGCAAAUUCCAGCAUUGAAAAUGCAACACACGCAGACAAGCUGAAUUAUUUGUCUUCUAUGGAAAGUAAUUCCAGUGAGGUUGUAGUUUCUUCUAACCAUUCUCACCCUUAUGGCAAAGUAAAACUGGUCAGCUAUGAGGAGCUAGAUUCUUCAGACAGCAGUGAGGAAGUCUUCAUCUACCUUAAAGAAAACAAUACAGAGGUUAUUAAAACCUCAUCCCUCAAACCACAAGGUAACUGGACUUAUGAUGGAACUCACAACAUGGUACCUGUAGAGAGUCCUGACCACAUGAAGAAAUACCUUGAAAACGGUCCUCCUCAAACAACAACACCACCUCCGAAAAAGUCCAUAAAAAUUACUCGCCGCCAAAAACCCAAGAAAGGCCAAGGCAUGAAAACAAGGAAGAGGAAGGAAUACAAGGCACAGGUAAAGUCUGGUUUGCCUUUUUCCCCUCGUGGAUUCAAUCCAGGGAUGACCCCUCGUGGUUCACGGCCACUUGACCCACAGCCUGUUUCUAACGAAGAAGCGUGGGAUGUGGUCAUUGGCGUACCCCGGCCUGAUUUCAGUGACUACCAGCUGUAUGUUCCUGGAAAUGAACCAGAUCAUCUUGAAGCAAAUGAGGAAGAUUUGACUGGUAAUGAAUAUGAGUAUGUCAUGUACAAAGACCCAUACAGCAGUCAUGAAGACAUCAAGAACCUAAAUUUAGAUGAGACCACCAAAUACUAUUUGAAGAUGUCAGGCCCUAAUGUGAGGACUUAUUUCAUUGCUGCAGAGGAGGUUGAGUGGGACUAUGCUGGCUAUGGGCAGAGGAGGCAAGAAAAGUCACAACUCAACAGUCGAGAAACUAAAUUCACCAAGGUGGUGUUCCGAGGUUACAUGGAUGCAAGUUUCAACACUCCUGACGUACGUGGAGAGAUGGAUGAGCAUCUAGGUAUCCUGGGGCCUGUCAUCAAGGCAGAAAUUGGACAAAGCAUCAUGGUGGUGUUCAGGAAUAAUGCCAACCGUCCAUUCUCUAUACACCCUAAUGGGGUAACCUAUACAAAGCAGUUUGAGGGUUUAUCCUAUGAGGAUGGCUCUGAGUACUGGUUUCAAUAUGACAACAUGGUUCAACCCAACACCACCUACACAUAUUUGUGGAAAGUCAAUUCUAUGGUUGGCCCUGCACCAGGAGAGGCUCAGUGUCGGACCUGGGCCUACUACUCAGGUGUCAAUCCUGAGAGGGAUAUCCACUCCGGCUUGAUUGGGCCUUUGCUGGUGUGUCGAGAAGGGACAUUGGAUAAAAAGUUACCUGACAUGAGGGAGUUUGUGCUGCUUUUCAUGACCUUCGACGAAUCUAAGAGCUGGUACUACAACAAACAUUUUGAACUGCUGCAAAGGAAGAGCCGCAAGAAAACUCUGGAUACCAACCACAUGGAGAAUUUCAAGUUCCACUCUAUCAAUGGAAUUAUACACAGCUUGAAGGGCCUGAGGAUGUACACCAACCAGUUAGUGCGCUGGCACCUGAUAAACAUGGGUUCACCUACAGACUAUCAAAGCAUUAACUUCCAUGGACAGACAUUUAUUCACAAAACGGCCUACAGCCACAGACAGGCUGUGUAUCCCCUGCUGCCAGGAAGCUUUGCAACUCUGGAGAUGUAUCCAUCCAAACCUGGCUUGUGGCUACUGGAAACAGAAGUUGGUUUUAACCAACAGAAAGGCAUGCAGACCCUCUUUCUGGUUCUAGAUAAUGAUUGCUUCCGUCCACUGGGUCUUCAGUCCAACAGUGUGAGAGACAACCAAAUAACAGCAAUCAACACCAGAGGAUACUGGGAGCCCCAUCUUGCCAGACUUAACAAUCAGGGUUCAUACAAUGCAUGGAGCACAGAGAAGAACCACAGCUGGCUUCAGGUAGACUUUCAGCGGCCGGUGGUGAUAAGCCAGGUGGCCACUCAGGGAGCCAAGCAGAUGUUCCAUUCCCAGUUUGUGGAGAAGUACUCAAUCUCAUACAGCAAUGACCGCCGAAAGUGGAUCUUCUACAAGGGCGACAGCAGGGACUUCUGGAAGGUAUUCCAAGGAAACCGGGAGGCCUAUGUGACAACCACAAAUACUUUCUUUCCUCCUGUGAUAGCGCGGUACAUAAGGUUCCAUCCUAUCACUUGGUAUAGGGCAGCAACGGUCCGAAUGGAGUUAUAUGGCUGUGAACUUGACGGCUGCUCAUUGCCUCUGGGGAUGGAAAGUGGCUUCAUCAAGGACCACCAGAUCACAGCCAGCUCCACACUCUCAAGCUGGUACGGUGGACCCUGGAAACCCUCCCUUGGUCGCCUCAACAAACAAGGCACAAUCAAUGCAUGGAGGACCAAGAACAAUGACAUGAACCAGUGGCUUCAACUGGAGCUCCAAAAGGUUCAGAAGAUCACAGGCAUCAUAACGCAGGGGGCCAGGUCUUUUGGGAAGGACCUGUAUGUUAUGACUUACACUCUGCAGUACAGCAGCGAUGGAAGACAAUGGACACGCUACACAGACGAGGAGGACCAGCCAGUCAAGAUCUUCAAUGGAAACUCAGACAACAACGACCAUGUGAAGAACUACAUCUAUCCUCCCAUCUUCUCGCGCUUCAUCCGCAUCAUCCCUCAAACCUGGAUGGGUUCAAUCACCAUGAGAGUCGAGUUACUGGGCUGUGACUUUGAGUGAUGGAUAUCUAUGCUUUAUAGGCUGACAAAUGAAGGGUCAGCCAUGCUGUCAAACUCACAUUAAAAACUAUUUACAGUCUAGCUCCAGGAACAAGCACAUCCACUUUGCAUAUACAGCCAAACUACAAACUACAAACUGACCCUGUCAGAGCUCAAAUGCUACCAUGAAGACGUGAAAGGCUACAUAAAUUAGGAUUUUUAAAACUGGUGCAUCGUAUAUAUCCAUUCAGUCAGAAUUUCAUAGUCCGAAUAAGUGAAAAAAGGAAAAGCAAUCAUUUUUUUAUUACAAAAAGUGGAAGGUGAGGUUAUUUUUCUUCUCAAAUAUUGCUCAACUUAAAUAAGUCUUAAGAGUGCAUGAGGAAUCUAUAAAACUACUUUAUUAUUAUUAUUAUUAUCAAAUAAGUGUGAUAACAGUUGAAAAUUAUUAGAUGUACAUAUGUAAGUAUGAAUUGUGUAAUUUAUUUUUUAAUAAAAACGCUUUAUAUUGUUUUUAUCCAGCAUCAAGCUGAGUAAUGUACAAUGAUGGACAUACUGAAGAGAGGUGUGGUAACUCAAGUUUGCUUCUGAACUUUGAUAUUCUCAGUUUCUCAAAGGUGUUACUUUUAGCACCUCCGGCGAGGCCAAGUACCACCUAGAGGCCAAGAGUCAACAGACCCGUGCAGCUGCUAACACAUGUUAUGUUUACCCAUUUGCUGAUCAUGUUCAUCUGGGCAGUGAAGGUGCUAAAGUCUCAGCAUGGCUUCACUGCCUGCAACAGAGAAGCAAAUCGGCUGGCUGAAGGGUU